Molecule: messenger RNA, 399 nt
Organism: Acomys russatus (golden spiny mouse)
Lineage: Eukaryota; Metazoa; Chordata; Mammalia; Rodentia; Muridae
Product: cystatin-14
Exons: 3
Coding region: 7-399 (130 amino acids)
Molecular function (GO): cysteine-type endopeptidase inhibitor activity
Source: RefSeq, a predicted model, not a curated record
ACAGCCAUGGUAUGGAAGGCACCCCUGCUUGUAGGGCUGAUUGUGCUAGGCACUCAUAUAUGGACCAUUGACAAAGAAUUUGUGGACAUCACUAAGGACCUAGAUUACUUUGUGGCAUCAGUGGAGUUUGCUGUGGCCCAGUUCAAUGAUAACAACCCAGAAGAGAACAUAUACAGGUUGCUGGAAGUUGGGAGAGCCCAGAAAAAGACAUGGACAAUGAUUUUCUUAAUGGAUUUGGAGAUGGGCCGCACAAUUUGCAAGAAACAUGAUGAAAACAUCCACAAUUGCCCAUUGCUACAAGGCUCAGAAGAAAAGAAGGUGCACUGUGUUUUCCAAGUUGAUGCCCGACCUUGGUUUUCUCACCUCACCAUCCUGAAUAGCACCUGUGUGCCAACAUAA